Molecule: messenger RNA, 993 nt
Organism: Nematolebias whitei (Rio pearlfish)
Lineage: Eukaryota; Metazoa; Chordata; Actinopteri; Cyprinodontiformes; Rivulidae
Exons: 6
Coding region: 136-726 (196 amino acids)
Source: RefSeq, a predicted model, not a curated record
CCGCGCCACAAUGACACGCACCGCCGCAUCCCGCCGCUGCUCAUCGUGUAGAACUCCACUCUUCUUCGUGGCUUUUUUCCACGUCCUGGGAUGCUUUUAAAGGUCAAUGUGAGUGCUUGAUCCAGGUCAGAGGUCAUGCUGCAGAGGGACUCCCACAGCCGGUUUACCUCCGGAGACACGUCUGACAAUGACUGUGAGGACACGCUGCUGUGUGAACACUGUGGAAAAAACCGAGUCAUGUUAACCCGGUACUCUGAGGGAUAUGGCACGGAGGAGGACUGUUUAUUAUCAGACCCACAGGGAGACAGUGAUGCAGAUGCUGAUAUAGAGGACACUGACUGCAGGCUCCAGGAGCCCAAUUCUCUUCAGCGAAUCAGCUCACGGAGACGCAAGCGCCCCCGAGUGGCACGUCAAGACACCACAGAGAGUGAAGAUGAUGGUGGGCGGAGCCACAGGUCCCACCGCUGGAAUCUUCGGCUCAGUCCUGACAGAGCACAAAGCAGGACCAUACUGGAGGAGAGCGUAUCGCAGGUCAGGCCGCUGGUCAUCAGUGGGCCGAACGUUGAGAGGCAGAAGAGUCCAGCCAAACCUUCCUGGGCCUCCAAACUGAUGUCUUUAUGGCCGGCGUCCCUCUCGCUUUCUGUCACCCUCCUUCUCUUGCUGCCGAUCUCCAUCUCACUCGUCAUCGUCAUCAUCUCCUUCCUGCUGCCAUGGACCAGCACGUGACAUAACAUUCUGUUUUUCCCCCAAAUACUCAAGUUUCAUAACUUUAUACAGUUUAGUGGUAAAUUAUAUUAAGUUUAGGAUAAACAAAUUGAAUGUUCAAAAUGACUUCUAUCCAAAUUAUGUCAAAUUAAAUUCAGGAAGGAUGCUAGACAUUACAUUUUUUGUAUAAAUAUACAAGUUUGUAUACAUUAACAAGUUUAGAAUUAAAAAUAAAAUUGCAUCUGUUUUCAUUUUCAUCUAGAAUUUACCUGCAAGACUAAAGAAACA